Molecule: messenger RNA, 3841 nt
Organism: Quercus robur (English oak)
Lineage: Eukaryota; Viridiplantae; Streptophyta; Magnoliopsida; Fagales; Fagaceae
Product: ABC transporter C family member 10-like
Exons: 11
Coding region: 1-3729 (1242 amino acids)
Biological process (GO): transmembrane transport
Cellular component (GO): plant-type vacuole; vacuolar membrane
Molecular function (GO): ATP binding; ATP hydrolysis activity; ABC-type transporter activity
Source: RefSeq, a predicted model, not a curated record
AUGUCAUUUUGGUGGUUAAAUCCAUUGAUGAAAAGGGGUAGGAAGAAAACUUUGAAGGAUGAAGAUAUACCCAAGUUGCGUGAGGCAGAACGAGCAGAAAAUUGUUAUUUUCCGUUUUUAGAGCAACUUAACAAACAGAAACAAAAGGACCCUUCUUCCAAAACUUCAAUUCUAAAGGCAAUAAUUUUAUGCCAUUGGAAAGAAAUUUUAUUUUCUGGGUUCCUUGCUUUGUUAUAUGUUCUCACACUAUCUACAGGUCCUCUACUUCUGAAUGCCUUCAUAUUGGCUGCUGAGAGAAAAGAAAGUUUUAUGUAUGAAGGUUACGUUUUGGCAAUAUCAUUUUUCUUUUUAAAAUGCAUACAAUCCAUGUCAGAAAGGCAUUGGUACUUCCGAAGCAGGCUUAUUGGACUGAAAGUGAGGUCAUUGCUCAUAGCAGCCAUCUAUAAUAAGCAACUGAGAUUAUCCAAUUCGGCUAGGUUGAUUCACUCAGGUGGUGAGAUAAUGAACUAUGUUACAAUGGACGCUUAUAGGAUUGGAGAAUUUCCAUAUUGGCUCCAUCAGACUUGGACAACAUGCCUCCAGCUAUGUAUUGCUAUAGUAAUCCUUUUCCAUGCAGUGGGGCGAGCAACAAUUGCAGCAAUGUUGGUGAUAAUUCUCACCAUGAUUUGCAAUAUUCCACUUGCAAAGCUACAGCAUAAGUUUCAGUCUAAGCUAAUGGUGGCACAAGACGAGAGAUUGAAGGCUUGUUCAGAAGCUCUAGUGAACAUGAAGGUUCUGAAACUGUAUGCUUGGGAAAAUAAUUUCAAGAAUGUUAUAGAAUAUUUAAGGAAGGUGGAGUACAAAUGGUUACGUAAAGUGCAGUUAGAGAAAGCAUAUCAUAGCCUUCUCUUUUGGUCCACUCCAGUUUUGGUCUCUUGUGCUACAUUUGGAGCAUGCUAUUUCCUCAGGAUUCCUCUUCAUGCAAAUAACGUUUUCACCUUUGUAGCAACUUUUCGCCUUGUUCAGGAGCCAAUUGCAUUGUUUCCUGAUGUUCUUGGAGUGGUCAUUCAAGCAAAGGUUGCAUUUGCACGUAUUGUAAAAUUCCUUGAGGCACCAGAGCUGCAAAAUUCACAUGUCCAGCAAAUUUGCAACAUGGAGAGUGUGGAUCAUUCCAUUUUUAUUAACUCAGCAGAAUUUUCAUGGGAAGAGAAUUUAUCGAAGCCCACCCUGAGAGACUUAAAUUUGGAGGUUAGACUUGGCGAAAAGGUGGCUGUAUGUGGAGAAGUUGGCUCAGGCAAGUCAACUCUUCUAGCAGCAAUUCUUGGAGAAGUUCCAAAGAUUCAGGGAACCGUGAGUUUCUACCUAUAUGGAAAGAUUUCCUAUGUUUCUCAAACAGCAUGGAUUCAAAGUGGGACAAUACAGGAUAAUAUUUUAUUUGGGUCUGCUAUGGAUAGUGAAAGAUACAAAGAAACACUGGAGAGGUGCUCAUUGGUUAAGGACCUUGAGUUGCUUCCUUUUGGUGAUCUCACUGAAAUAGGAGAGAGAGGUGUUAAUUUGAGUGGUGGUCAGAAGCAACGUAUUCAACUUGCCCGUGCUCUCUAUCAGGAUGCUGAUGUAUUUCUCUUAGAUGAUCCAUUCAGUGCUUUGGAUGCACAAACUGCAAUGAGCAUAUUUAAUGAAUAUGUUAUGGGAGCACUAUCCAAGAAGACUGUCUUACUUGUGACCCAUCAAGUUGAUUUCCUGCCUGAAUUCAAUUCUGUUUUGUUGAUGUCAGAUGGAAAAAUCCUGCAAGAAGCUACUUAUAAUCAGUUGUUGGCCUCCAACAAAGAAUUUCAGGACCUUGUUAAUGCACAUAAAGAGACGGCAGGUUCUGAAAGGCUUACAGUUGUCAGUUCUACCAGUAGACGAGGAACAUCGUCUAGAGAGAUUGAGAACAUUUAUGUUGAGAAGGAAUUACAAGCAAACGAAGUUGAUGGAUUGAUUAAGCAAGAAGAGAGAGAGAUAGGAGACACGGGCUUCAAACCUUAUAAACAAUAUCUGAAUCAGAACAAAGGGUUCUUGUACUUCUUCAUAGCCUGCCUCUCACAGCUUAUAUUCGUGGUCAGUCAGAUAUUGCAGAACUCAUGGAUGGCUGCCAAUGUUGAUAAUCCCCGUGUCAGCACAUUGCGAUUAGUCAGAGUUUAUUUGUUGAUUGGAUUGGCCCCAAUACUGUUUAUAUUAUGUAGAACUCUUUCUACAGUUGCUUUGGGUCUUAAAUCUUCUAAAUCCUUGUUUUCACAGCUAUUAGACUCCCUUUUUCGUGCACCCAUGUCUUUCUAUGACUCCACACCUCUGGGUAGAAUUCUUAGUCGGGUUUCUUCUGAUCUGAGUAUCAUAGAUCUUGAUGUCCCAUUCAACCUUAUUUUUUCUAUUUCGGGUGCCAUUAAUGCGUAUGCUACUCUUGUAGUACUAGCCAUUGUCACCUGGCAGGACUUGAUUAUCACUAUACCAAUGCUUUAUCUUUCAAUUAGCUUGCAGAGAUACUACUUUGCCUCUGCAAAAGAAUUGAUGCGGAUCAAUGGAACGGCCAAGUCCUUAGUGGCCAACCAUCUGGCUGAGUCUGCAGCAGGAGCCAUGACGAUAAGAGCUUUUGAGAAGGAAGACCUGUUCUUCAAAAAGAAUCUUGGCCUCAUUGAUACAAAUGCUAGUCCUUUUUUCCACUGUUUUUCAGCAAAUGAGUGGUUGGUUCAAUGGAUAGAAAUAGUCUGUGCGACAGUUCUUGCCUCUGCAGCACUUUGCAUGGUUUUGCUUCCUCAUCGGACUUUUAGCUCUGGAUUCAUUGGAAUGGCACUUUCUUAUGGUCUUUCCUUAAACAUGAUGCUUGUCCGUUCAAUUCAAAAGCAGUGCACUAUGGCAGAUAACAUCAUUUCUGUGGAAAGGCUAAACCAGUACAUGCAUAUUCCCAGUGAAGCACCUGAAGUAAUAGAAGGGAACCGCCCCACAACUAAUUGGCCAGCUGUUGGUAAAGUGGAGAUACAAGAUUUGCAGGUCAGAUAUAGGCCCAAUGCACCACUUGUUCUUUGUGGGAUAAGUUGCACUUUUGAAGGAGGGCAAAAGAUUGGUAUUGUUGGUAGAACUGGCAGUGGGAAAACUACUCUAAUAGGUGCUCUUUUUCGUCUGGUGGAGCCAGCUGGAGGGAAGAUUUUAGUUGAUGGCAUUGACAUCUCUACAAUUGGACUUCAUGAUUUGAGGUCACGUUUUGGAAUAAUACCUCAAGAUCCUACUCUUUUUAAUGGAACUAUGAGAUUCAAUUUGGAUCCCAUGUCUCAACAUUCUGACCAAGAAAUAUGGGAGGUUCUUGGAAAGUGCCAUUUACAAGAGGCACUUCAAGAGAAUGGAAAGGGCCUAGACUCCUUAGUUGCGGAAUCUGGAUCGAAUUGGAGCAUGGGGCAGCGGCAAAUUUUCUGUUUAGGCCGUGCACUUCUGAGGAGAAGUAAGAUAUUGGUGCUUGAUGAAGCAACUGCAUCAAUUGAUAAUGCAACUGAUAUGAUUCUGCAGAAAACUAUUCGUGCUGAAUUUGCAGAUUUUACUGUGAUCACUGUAGCUCACAGGAUACCCACAGUGAUGGAUUGCACGAUGGUUCUUGGUAUUAGUGAUGGAAAAUUAGUGGAGUAUGAUGAACCAAUGAAGUUAAUAAACAAAGAAGGUUCCCUGUUUGGACAGCUUGUUGAGGAAUACUGGUCUAAUCUUCAGUCAGCAGAAUCACAUUGAAUAUAACAAAAAUUUCUUAAGUAGCCUUUUAUUGGCUCUGGCUUGGUGUUGUGCAAGCAAUGUAAAGAAAAGAAGUAUAUUUAGUAUAAAUAAUAUCAAAUUUUAUUUUUAG